This is a messenger RNA of Rangifer tarandus platyrhynchus (Svalbard reindeer), 2031 nucleotides long. The record is from the annotation of a GenBank genome assembly. NCBI's taxonomy places the organism in Eukaryota, Metazoa, Chordata, Mammalia, Artiodactyla, Cervidae.
AUGCAGUCAUGGAGAAGAAAAUCCCUCUGGCUGGCCCUGUCGGCCUCCUGGCUCCUCAUCCUGCUAAGAGUCUUCCCAGUUCUCCGCCUGAAAGAGCCCGCCAGACGCCAGGCAGUGUCCCCCCAAGGCUGGCCCCACUGGCUGGACACAGAGCUCCUGCAGAGUUUCUCCCAGCCUGGGGAGCUCCUGGAAGACGACCUUCAACCUCCUCAAGCCCCCCAUGGCGGCAGCUGCACCCGGGGAGCUUGCUUUGAUGCCUCGAGGUGCAGAGGUGGUGGCCUCAAGGUGUUCGUGUACCCGGCGGUUGGACCCAUCUCUGAGACUCCACGCAAGGUCCUGACUUCCAUCGAGGGCUCCCGCUACCACACAGCCAGCGCUACGGAGGCCUGCCUCCUCAUCCUCGUCCUCAGCCCCGACACCCCUGCGGGAGAGUGCCACCCGGUGCCCCCGAAGUGGGAUGGGGGCAAGAACCAUCUGGUCCUCAGUCUCCACCCCACCCCUUGCCUCCGGAUCUUCCAGCUGGGACAGGCGAUGGUGGCCGAGGCCAGCCCCACGGUGGACACCUUCCGGCCCGGCUUUGACGUGGCCCUCCCUCUUCUCCCUGAAGCCCACCCUUUGCGAGGGGGGGCCCUUGGCCAGCUGCGGCAGCACAGCCCCCUCCCUGGGGUGGCCCUGUUAGCCGUGGCAGAAGAGAGGGGCGGGUGGCGCACGGCGGGCACCAACUUCUCUGCCUGCCCCUGGGAUGGGCGCUGUGAGCAGGACCAUGGACCCAAGCAGACCCACCCGGGGGCGACGCUACCCAAUGCCACCUUCUGCCUCAUCCCUGGUCGCAGUCCUGAUGCCUUGCACUUCCUUCAAGCCCUGCAGGCUGGCUGCAUUCCUGUGCUUCUCAGCCCUCGCUGGGAACUGCCCUUCUCGGAGGUCAUCGAUUGGACCAAGGCGGCUGUUGUAGCUGAUGAGAGGCUCCCACUUCAGGUCCUGGCUGCCCUCCAGGAGAUGCCCCUCUCGCGAGUCCUUGCUCUGCGUCAGCAGGCCCAGUUUCUGUGGGACGCCUACUUCUCCUCCAUGGAGAAAGUCAUCCACACCACCCUGGAGAUUAUUCAGGACCGGAUCUCUGGAGCAUCUGCUCACCCCUCGCUCCUGUGGAACAGCCCCCCAGGGGCACUCCUGGCCCUGUCCACUUUCUCCACAAGCCCCUCGGACUUUCCCUUCUACCACCUACAACAGGGCUCUCGUCCUCUGGGCAGGUUCAGUGCCCUGAUUUGGGUGGGGGCUCCAGACCAGCCCCCCCUGAAGCUCAUCCAGGCGGUGGCAGGCGCCCAACACUGUGCCCAGAUCUUGGUUCUCUGGAGCAGUAAGAAGCCACCCCCACCCAGGUGGCCUGAGACAGCAGUGCCCUUGACAGUCCUUGAUGGGCACAGGAAGGCCAGUGACCGCUUCCUCCCGUACAGCGCCAUCAGCACCGAUGCCAUCCUGAGCCUGGACGCCCACAGCAGUCUUUCCACAAGUGAGGUGGACUUCGCUUUCACGGUAUGGCAGAGCUUCCCGGAGCGGAUGGUCGGCUUUCUCACAUGGAGCCACUUCUGGGAUGAGGCCCAGGGGGGCUGGGGCUACACUGGCGAGAGGGCCAAUGAAUUCUCCAUGGUUCUCACCUCAGCUGCCUUCUACCACAGGUAUUACCACACCCUCUUCACCCACUCCCUGCCCAAGGCUCUGAGGACCCUGGCAGAUGAGUCACCCCGCUGCGUGGAUGUCCUGAUGAACUUUCUAGUAGCAGCCGUCACCAAGUUGCCGCCUAUCAAGGUGCCCUAUGGGCCGUGGCAUCAGGAGGCCAGGCCUCCUCCACUGGCGCCUGGGAGUCCGCGGCUCAGAGCGGAGCCUCAGCCGGCCGCCCAGAACUGCAUCAGCCGGAUGGCGGCAGGGUUCGGCCACAUGCCCCUGGUGUCCUCCCGCCUCCGUCUAGACCCAGUGCUCUUCAAGGACCCGGUGUCCGUGCUGCGUAAGAAGUAUCGCAGCCUGGAGAAGCCCUAG